AUGGCAAUGCUUACCCAAGAAAAGCUCAAGGAGAUGGAGGAGGAGAUGGAUCGGUUUGAGCAGGAAAUUCUUGCUCCUUCUGAUAAUGAACCAAGGAUGAUUAUUGGUGCAAACACUUACACCAAAGUCCAGGCCCAGUUAAAAAUGGCAUCUCACCCUGAAGAUUACCCUGCCAAUUCUGCUCCUCCUGGUGUAACUAAUGAAGCACAGAUGCCAACUUCUGUUUCAAACAUGGAAAUUCCACUUUCAGUGCUCUCUGCUCCUCCUCCACCUCCACCACCACCAUCAGGUCAACGCCCACUUGAUAAUCAAUUCACCCGAUUGCCUCCACCACCACCUCCACCACAGCCACCACCAAUGGCCCGACCAGCUCCAGCUUUCCUGCCUCAUCAGCUUCGGCACCGCCCUCCCAUGCCUCUACGGCACCCAAUGCAUAUGGGUCCUCGCCCAAGUUCUAAUGCUGCAGGUAUGUCUCACUUUCAGGCUCCUCCUCCUCCACCACCUAUGAUGGGAGGUAGUGGACCUGGAGCCCCACCACCUCAUCACAUGCCUGGCCCUAUGAUGAUGCCUCCACAGAGGCCGUUCAUGGCUGGACCUGCUGGAGCUAUGUACAACCCUGGUCAGCAGGCUCAGCAGGAAUCAAUGAUGACGCCAAAUAUCAACAUUGAAAAGCCAAAGGUUAUCUAUUCGGCACCCCCAACUUGUAAGAACCAGAAAAUUGAACCAACAAGGAUGUCUGACUCCCAUGUUGUUACCAUUGCUGGGCAGUCUUCAUCAGCAUCAGUUACAUCAACUGCCUCAGCAACUUCAGUCCCUUCUAACGUCAGCCAAUAUCAGUCCAAUGAACAGACGCACACUGUGACCAGUGAGGGCGGCACAGAAGAAGAGAUAAUGGGAGUGGAUGCCUCAAAUGACCCUGAUAGUUCAGGACAGCAGAAAAAAGAGAAGAAAGAAAAGAAAAGAAGAUAUGUACGUACAGCUGCUGGUCAGAUCUGGGAAGAUCACACUCUUUCUGAAUGGAUAACUGAUGACUUUCGAAUAUUCUGUGGGGAUCUUGGCAAUGAAGUUACUGAUGAAGUGUUAACUCGUGCAUUCUCGAAAUUUCCAUCCUUUGUCAAAGCCAAAGUUGUGAGAGAUAAGCGAAGCAACAAAACAAAGGGUUAUGGCUUUGUAAGUUUCCGAGAUCCAAAUGAUUUUGUGAGGGCCAUGCGAGAGAUGAAUGGAAAAUAUGUUGGCAAUCGUCCGAUCAAGCUGAGGAAAAGCUCUUGGAAAGAAAGAAACAUAGAAAUUGUUCGCAAAAAGGACAAAGAAAAGAAAAGAUUGGGUUUACGAUAA
Messenger RNA from Acanthosepion pharaonis, 1335 nucleotides. The record is from the annotation of a GenBank genome assembly. NCBI's taxonomy places the organism in Eukaryota, Metazoa, Mollusca, Cephalopoda, Sepiida, Sepiidae.